Molecule: messenger RNA, 1887 nt
Organism: Selaginella moellendorffii
Lineage: Eukaryota; Viridiplantae; Streptophyta; Lycopodiopsida; Selaginellales; Selaginellaceae
Product: beta-glucosidase 26
Exons: 12
Coding region: 151-1824 (557 amino acids)
Biological process (GO): carbohydrate metabolic process
Molecular function (GO): beta-glucosidase activity
Source: RefSeq, a predicted model, not a curated record
CACGAAUUACUCGUGGUCAAGGAAGAACACGUUGUUCUUCAGGUGGCCAAUCAAUUUUGCCGAUGGUAGAUAUAUUUAAAGCCCUGUCAGAUCCCCCUAGAGAUUGAAUCUUUUGGGGAGAUUCUGGAGUUUGAUCUCUCCUUGCUCCCAAUGGCCCUCUUGCUUUGCAAUGCGGCAUUCUUUCUUCUAGCUUGGCUCACGAUCUCCGCAAGAGCCGAUCAAACUGGCCUCAGCAGAUGCGACUUUCCGGAAGAUUUCAUAUUCGGCGCUUCAGCAUCGGCGUUCCAGUAUGAAGGCGCUGUGGAUGAGGGCGGGAGAAAGCCCAGCAUCUGGGAUAUCUUUGCUGCGAACCCAAGAAACAUUGCGGAUGGAAGUAGUCCAAACAUCACGGAUGAUCAAUACCAUCACUACACGGACGAUGUUCUCCUGCUCAAGAACUUGGGGAUGGAUUCGUACAGGUUCUCAAUCUCCUGGACUCGAGUUUUCCACGACGGUCGCGUGAAUCCCGAAGGGAUUGCGUACUACAACAACUUGAUCGAUGCUCUGCUGGAACACGGAAUCAAGCCUUUUGUCACUAUCUAUCACUGGGAUCUCCCGCAAACUUUGCAAGAUAAGUUUGGAGGAUGGCUUAGCCGAGACAUCGUGGACGAGUAUUUGCGAUUCGCAGACUUUUGCUUCCAGGCCUUCGGCGACCGCGUGAAAAACUGGCUAACUUUCAACGAGCCACACCAGCUGGUAAACGGAGGCUACGUCCAAGGAUACUACGCGCCCGGCCGAUGCACGGGCUGCCCGCAAGGAAACUCGAGCACGGAGCCAUACAUCGUUGGCCAUCAUCUCCUGCUAGCACACGCCAAGGCCGUCAAACUCUACAGGCGUAAAUACAAGGUCAACCAGCGUGGCGUCAUUGGAAUGACGUUAGACUCGUUUUGGUAUGAACCAUACUCAAGUCUUCCGAGAGAUAUCGCAGCUGCUCGUAGAGCUCUCGACUUUGAACUUGGAUGGUUCUUGCAUCCAAUUACGUUCGGAGACUAUCCACAGUCGAUGCGUCUCUACGUCGGGGAUCGCUUGCCGGCUUUCACUGUCGAAGAGUCGAGAGAUCUUCGAAACUCCAUGGACUUUGUGGGCCUCAAUCACUACACUUCUCGAUACACUCAAGACAAUCCAUGGCCUAGCAACGUUCGUCCCGGCUACGAGAGUGACUCCCAUACGCACUUUCUAACUCAAAGAAACGGGAAUCCUAUCGGAGGCACGACUGGGACCUGGCUUUAUGUUGUACCUUGGGGGCUUUACAAUGUUCUCAACCACGUCAAGGAGAACUACAACAAUCCUCCGAUUAUCAUCACGGAAAAUGGUGGGCUUGUCAUGCUUGUCACUGGUUUUCUCAAGUCCAAUUUUCCAGGAUUGGUGGACAUCGCCGAUUCGAACACUUUUAGCGACAAGUUCAUAAAGGAUGGCGCAAGGGUUCAGUUCUAUGAGUCGUAUCUCACGAGCUUGCAGCAGGCCAUCGCGGACGGUGUGGAUGUUCGUGGCUACUAUGCGUGGUCUUUUCUAGACAACUGGGAGUGGAAUAACGGAUAUAGCCAAAGAUUUGGUCUCUAUUACGUGGAUUACACGACAUUGAAACGCUACCCAAAACAUUCAGCACUUUGGUUUAAGCAGUUCCUCUCUAACACAAAAUGUAGCGGUAAGUUUCUCUCUGUUUUUUUUACUGACUUAAGCUGGAUUUCUAACAGUACUCGAGACUAUGUAAAGCCAAAAUCAUUCUUUAUUUUUUGUCUCUGGAGAGAUGAAUUGAUUCAUGGUCUUGAAAUGGAGACCUUGUAAAGUAUCAUUGGAACCUUGUAAAUAAUAACAAGAAAUAUUCUCAGUUAAAACAUAAAUUUAAAA